This is a messenger RNA of Melanotaenia boesemani (Boeseman's rainbowfish), 2180 nucleotides long. Its product is annotated as keratin, type II cytoskeletal 8-like. NCBI's taxonomy places the organism in Eukaryota, Metazoa, Chordata, Actinopteri, Atheriniformes, Melanotaeniidae. Bases 86 to 1492 code for a protein of 468 amino acids. Gene Ontology annotation, biological process: intermediate filament organization; keratinization. Gene Ontology annotation, molecular function: structural constituent of skin epidermis. The transcript has 9 exons. Gene Ontology annotation, cellular component: keratin filament. The record is from RefSeq and is a predicted model, not a curated record.
GUCACACACUCAGAGGGACUCGGCUCUCCUUUUGAAGACUGCACAUCUCCAGCUUUCUUUUGCUCAGUCAGCGGACAAAUUCACCAUGGCAUCAAUGAGGAAGGCAAAUUCAGUCAUAAGUACUAGCAGCACCAGAAGGUCCUAUGCUAUGCCAGUCAGCUCUGUCUCCAGAACCAGCUAUGGCUUUGGCAGUGGACCCAGCUAUUCUGGUGGUAUGGGUAUGGGUAUGGGUAUGGGUAUGAAUUCCGUAAGGUCAAGUGGUUUUAGUUUGUCUUCUAGCCAAGGAAUGGGUAACUUCGCAGCACCAAUCACAGCUGUGCAAGUCAACCAGAGCCUGUUGGCCCCCCUCAACCUGGAGAUUGACCCCAGCAUCCAGGCUGUCCGCACCCAGGAGAAGGAACAGAUCAAGUCCCUCAACAACCGUUUUGCUUCCUUCAUCGACAAGGUCCGUUUCCUGGAGCAGCAGAAUAAGAUGCUGGAGACCAAAUGGAAGCUCCUGCAGGAACAGACCACCAGUCGCUCUAACAUCGAUGGCAUGUUUGAGGCCUACAUUGCCAACCUGCGCAGACAGCUUGAUGGGCUCGGCAACGAGAAGAUCAAGCUGGACGGAGAGCUGAAGAAUAUGCAGGGCCUGGUCGAGGACUUCAAGAAGAAGUAUGAGGAUGAAAUCAACAAACGUGCAGCUGCUGAGAAUGAGUUUGUGCUCUUGAAGAAGGAUGUUGAUGCUGCUUACAUGAACAAAGUAGAGCUGGAGGCUAAAGUUGAUGCUCUUCAGGAUGAAAUCAACUUCCUCAGGGCUGUCUAUGAGGCUGAGCUUCGUGAGCUGCAGUCCCAGAUCAAAGACACCUCUGUCAUUGUGGAGAUGGACAACAGCCGUAACCUUGACAUGGAUGCUAUUGUGGCUGAGGUGCGUGCUCAGUAUGAGGACAUUGCCAACCGCAGCAAGGCUGAAGCUGAGACCUGGUACAAACAGAAGUAUGAGGAGAUGCAGACCUCUGCUGGACAGUAUGGUGAAGACCUGCGCUCAACAAAGGUUGAGAUUGCUGACCUGAACCGCAUGAUUUCCCGUCUUCAGAAUGAGAUUGAAGCCAUCAAGGGACAGAGGGCCAACCUUGAGGCUCAGAUUGCAGAAGCUGAGGAGCGUGGUGAGCUGGCGGUCAAGGAUGCCAAACUUCGCAUCAGGGACCUGGAGGAAGCUCUGCAGAGAGCCAAGCAGGACAUGGCCCGCCAAGUGCGUGAAUACCAGGAGCUGAUGAACGUCAAGCUUGCCCUGGACAUUGAAAUUGCCACCUACAGAAAACUGCUGGAGGGAGAGGAGAUCAGACUGGCCAGCGGAGGAUCCACUGCCACCGUCCAUGUGCAGCAGAGCUCAGGAGGUGGUGGAAUGUCCAGCUCCAGCGGUGGAUUUGGUUAUGGAAGUGGCUACGGUGUUGGUGGUGGCACAAUCACCAAGUCCACAGUCUCAACAUCCAGCUCCAGGAGAAUCUUUUAAAGCCUGUUCAAAGGAGAGCCGCCCCUCUUUCCCUUCAGAAACUCUUCAAUUUAAUUUAGUCUAAAUCUGUACCCUCUCAUGGUGCUAUGCAUUACUGUCAAACAUGUUGAACAAGAUAGCUGAACAUACCAAAAAUCAGAGAUUCUUUACCUUCUGUUCAACUCCAAACUCUAAAAUGAGUUUCUGAAGGUUAAGGUCAGUUAGCAUGGCAGUUUUCUUAUCUUUCUGCACUGACAUCCAACAAAUAAGGAAAAAGAAAUUCAAGGUUUAUGUGAAGUGUUACAACUAAGCAAGGAAAGUAUUUGAGGAUCAGUCAGCAUUUUGCACUGUAGUCUGCUCUGAAAGAUCCCGAAGCUCAAGUGUUCCCAAUUUCUACAUUUGAGUGUUGGUCUAAUUAAGAGGAGCAUGUCACUUACUAAAUCUGAUCACUAGAUAAUUACAAGAUUGAGAAAUUGUGUGAAUUUACAUGUUUACAGUUAAACACUGAGCCAAUUGGUUACUGGUUCACUUGUUUUUUUUUUUUUUUGUUUUUUUUUUAAUUUUGUUUUGUCUGCUUUCCUGCUUAGUUGUGCCUCCCACUGCCUUAAAGUCAAAACUAUGCUGAAACCAGAUUUAUUUUAUCAACGUCUUCUCAGCAAUAUGAUGAAUGUUGCAGCAAAUUGUUUGAAAUAAAUCUGAGAAAAAAGUG